Molecule: messenger RNA, 753 nt
Organism: Ceratotherium simum simum (southern white rhinoceros)
Lineage: Eukaryota; Metazoa; Chordata; Mammalia; Perissodactyla; Rhinocerotidae
Source: RefSeq, a predicted model, not a curated record
AUGGGGUUCACGGCGAGGCUCGCGGGCGUGACAGUGCGCGCACCGCGCGGUGCCCACGGUUCUCGGGGUGCCGGGGCUGGGGCCGAGGGGGCGUGCACCCCCGAGGAAGACCGGACCCAGACCCGGGCAGGGAUCGCUGUGGGCAUCGCGGAGCGGAUGGGGAAACUGAGGCCCGAGGCGGGCGGCGCCUCUCGGCGCUCCCAGGUCUGUCUCCAGCCCCCCGCGCGGCCGUCCCCCCGCCCCGAAGUACUCACCGGCCCGCGAGUGGGCGCAGGCGGCGCCGCGACGGCCUCGGGCCUCUGCGCCCGCCGCAAAGUUGCUCGGGAGGAGCAGGACGCACCGCCGCCAGAGGGAAGCGGCCGCGACGGAGCGAGCGGCGCUGGCUGCAAUGGGAGCCGGCGAGCGCGGACCUCGGCGCGGGGAGGGGCGGGGCCGGGGGCGGGGCCGCAGCCCUCGCUCCACUCCCGACGCGGCCCGGGGCACGCGGCUCCGGCUCGGCCCGCUGAGCGGCCGGCGCGCCUGCCAAUCACCGACGCCUUCGCCAAUCACGGCGCGCCUCGCCGGGCUGCCUCCGACUCGUCCCCUGCUCAGCCAGGCAGGAGAGCGCCGGGGGGGCGGGUCCGACCCGCCCACGGCGAAAGUUUCCGAGCGGACUCGGGCCACGGCCCCGCCCCGUCCUGGCCCCGCCCCGCCCCGGCCCUGGCCCCGCCCGCACGGCGCCUUGUGGCCGGGCGAAGCUGGGCACCUCCGUAA